AUGCUGUAUGCCAUCGGGUAUUUUCUCUUGCUAGGCACCAGCGAUGUCCGCAAAAUUGCUGGAGAUGUUGGACACGACUGGCCCGGGGAUGGCACUCGUGAGAAUCCACAGAUCAUAUCGUGGCCCCCGACUGACCGAUUGAAUGCCCGGAACUUCGCCGCCCCCCGCAAGGCCAUCAUCAUAGUUCUGUCAGGGCUCUCAACGCUCUCCGUUGCCUUUGCGUCCAGUGCCUACUCGGGAGAUCUAUCCUCCAUUUGCGAAUACUUCAGCGUCUCCGACGAGGCUGCCACGCUGGGGCUGUCGUUGUAUGUCCUCGGGUUCGCCAUCGGACCAUUGCUGUGGGCACCCUUGGGGGAAGCCUUUGGGAGGAGGGUCUUGUUCUUAACCACCUUCAGCCUCUUCGCCGUCUUCAAUGUCGCAGCAGCCGUCGCGCCCAACUUCGGCUCGUUGGUUGCAUUCCGGUGUCUGGCCGGCAUGUUCGGCAGCUCACCUCUCACCAACUCCGGCGGCAUUGUAGCCGACCUGUACAGUCCGGAAACGAGAGGCCUGGCGGCAGUCUUCUACUCGGGGGCAACAUUUCUCGGGCCGGUCCUGGGGCCGAUCGUGGGCGGGUUCCUUGGCGAGACACGAGGGUGGAGAUCCAUCGAGGGAUUGCUCGCCAUCUACGCCGGAGUGAUGCUCGUGCUGGGGCUUCUUUUCGUCCCCGAGACCGUCGAGAAUGUGGUGCUUCGGCGACGGGCCGCCGCGCUCACCCGACAGACAGGCAAGUUCUAUAUCACGAGCGUCGACCACCGGAACCCUCCCGGAUCGCUGGCGGGGAGAUGUCGCAUUUCCAUGACCCGUCCUGCUCGGCUCCUCAUCCGCGAGCCGAUUGUCGUGGUCCUUGCCGUCUACAUGUCCUUCAUCUACGGCACCACCUACCUGCUGCUCGCGGCCCUACCCAUUGUCUUCCAGCGCGUCCGCGGAUGGAGCCCGGGAGUGGGCGGCCUCGCAUUUCUCCCCAUUGCGAUCGGCAUGCUGUGCGCCACCGCGUUCAUGGUCAUCAUCAACCGCCAAUACGCACGGCGGUGCCGAACGUCCGGGAGCGGCCGAUUGCCCCCCGAAGCGCGUCUGCAAUCCGGCAAGGUUGGGGCGGUUUUGCUUCCCGUCGGUCUCUUCCUGUUUGCCUGGACCAAUGCGCCCUCGGUGCCCUGGGUGGUCUGUAUGCUGGGCACCGCCUGUUUCGGAUUCGGGAACAUUUGUGUCUCGUUGGCGUUGGUCAACUACCUCGUCGACAGCUAUGUGACCUAUGCAGCCUCGGCGCUGGCGGCUGCGACGGUCCUGCGCUCACUGUGCGGCGCGGCAUUUCCCCUGUUCACCACCGCUAUGUAUGAUGGCAUUGGCAUUCACUGGGCAAGCAGCGUCCCAGCCUUCCUGUCGCUGGUCUGUCUUCCUGCGCCGUUCCUCUUGUCCAAGUACGGCGGCCGCAUCCGCCGACGUUCCAGGUUCGCCGUCGCAAUCGACGACGGCAAAGUAGCCUAA
Messenger RNA from Aspergillus aculeatus ATCC 16872, 1521 nucleotides. RefSeq names its product MFS transporter. NCBI's taxonomy places the organism in Eukaryota, Fungi, Ascomycota, Eurotiomycetes, Eurotiales, Aspergillaceae. Gene Ontology annotation, biological process: transmembrane transport. The transcript has a single exon. Gene Ontology annotation, molecular function: transmembrane transporter activity. Bases 1 to 1521 code for a protein of 506 amino acids. The record is from RefSeq and is a predicted model, not a curated record.